Messenger RNA from Lotus japonicus, 943 nucleotides. Its product is annotated as oil body-associated protein 1A-like. Lineage: Eukaryota; Viridiplantae; Streptophyta; Magnoliopsida; Fabales; Fabaceae. The record is from RefSeq and is a predicted model, not a curated record. The transcript has 3 exons. Bases 173 to 895 code for a protein of 240 amino acids.
ACCUAUCACUCACUCUUCCAUCAUCAUUCAUGGUCUACCUAUUUAAAUUUAUGCAAUCUAUAUUCUAUAGAGUAUACUAAGAAGAAAGAAUAGAAGAUAUAUUAUCCUCAAAUAAUUAUUGCUCUUUAAACUCUUCAAGAAUCAAGCUUGCUAGCUAGAAUAGAACUUAAAAAUGUCGACGAACGAGGCCCAACAUGAAGUCCCUGGGAAGCAAACGAAAACCACCGGCACCUCUAUUCUUGAGACCGCAACUGCUGCAAUCCAAGGCUUCGCUCCCAUCAACAAAAUCCACCAACAUCUUUGCGCGUUUCACUUUUACUCUCACGACAUGACCCGGCAAGUGGAGGCACACCACUACUGCAGCCACCAGAAUGAGGAGAUGAGGCAGUGCCUCAUCUACGACAGCCCGAACAAGAACGCACGCCUCAUCGGGCUCGAGUACAUCAUCUCAGAGAACCUGUUCUUGACCCUGCCGGACGAGGAGAAGCGCAUGUGGCACUCUCACUUGUACGAGGUCAAGAGCGGCAUCCUCUUCAUGCCGAAAGUCCCCGGCCCCAUAGAGCGUCAGGACAUGGAGACAGUGUGCAAGACUUAUGGUAAAGUCUACCAUUUCUGGCAAGUCGAUAAAGGGGAUGCUCUCCCACUCGGGUUGCCUCAACUCAUGAUGGCUCUCACUAGAGAUGGCCAGGUUUAUGAUCACCUCGUCCAAAGCUGUGCGGAGCGUAUGGGGGUGGACUUUGAGAAACAGAGAAAGGACAGGGAAUACAUGACAGGGCCUACACAUGGAAUUCACCCUUUGGCAAAUGCAGGUGGUAAGGGCCUUGAGACUCGACUCAGGGAGGUGGAACUGAAGCAUGAUGAACCUCCCAGAUCCGCCACAAGGGUCUUCGUUUGAACAUAACAUGUUAUGACUUCUGUCUGUAUAUAAUAUAAUAAGCUCCCU